AUGAUGCCGCCCGCCCCGCGCCAGCCUUCUGGAGGUACGCCGAGACUUCCGCUUCGUCUCCCGGAGAGACUCCGGCGCAGGAUGGGGCGGGUCUCCCCGUCUGGGUCUCGUGUGGUCAACUUCCGUUCAGAGUGGCCGGGGAGAGCGCGGAGCGCGGGCCUUGCGCGCGCCGAGUGCCUUUUGGCUGAGCGUCCGGACUGGGCGAAGCCACGCCCCUUAGCGAGUUCUCCGGUGCUGCGGGCUGAGACUGCGCGGGAGGUCAUCAUGAAGAAGCUACGAGCAUCUGUCAGGAGUCACAGAAAGCAACCAGCCAACCCCAAGAAAAGGGGAAAAUGUGCCCAUAGCAGCAGCCAGGCCAAGCCUUCUGCCCCUGAUGGCCAGGCCAAGCAGAAGGAUGAGGAGUUCCUGCAGACCUCUGUCUGCCCGUACCAUCUGUUCAGAGACAUGACCGAUGUCACGACGUUCCGAAGGAACUUGCUCAGCUGGUAUGACCAAGAGAAGCGGGACCUGCCUUGGAGAAGAUGGGUAGAGGAGGAAGCCAACUUGGACAGGCGGGCCUAUGCUGUAUGGGUGUCAGAGGUUAUGCUGCAGCAGACCCAGGUUGCCACGGUGAUCGACUAUUAUACACGAUGGAUGCAGAAGUGGCCAACACUUCAGGACCUGGCCAGUGCUUCCCUGGAGGAGGUGAACCAGCUCUGGUCUGGCCUGGGCUACUAUUCUCGAGGCCGUCGGCUGCAGGAGGGAGCUAGGAAGGUGGUAGAGGAGCUAGGCGGUCAUGUGCCACGGACAGCAGAGACCCUGCAGCAGCUCCUGCCUGGUGUGGGGCGCUACACAGCUGGAGCCAUUGCUUCCAUUGCCUUUGGCCAGGUAACUGGUGUGGUAGAUGGGAAUGUCUUACGGGUGCUGUGCCGAGUCCGCGCCGUUGGUGCUGAUCCCAGCAGCUCCGUUGUCUCUGGUCAUCUCUGGAGCCUAGCCCAUCAGCUUGUGGAUCCAGCCCGUCCUGGGGACUUCAAUCAAGCAGCCAUGGAGCUGGGGGCCACAGUGUGUACCCCACAGCAUCCUCUCUGCAGCCAGUGCCCUGUGCAGAGCCUAUGCCAGGCGUACCAGAGGGUGGAGUGGGAAAAGCUCUCUGCCUUGCCAGGCAGUCCUGACGUAGAGGAGUGUGCUCUCAAGACUAGCCAGUGCCAGCUUUGCCUGCCUCCCACAAAACCCUGGGACCCCUCUCUGGGAGUGGCCAACUUUCCUCGCAAGGCCAGCCGCAGGCCUCCCAGGGAGGAGCACUCUGCCACUUGUGUUGUGGAGCAGCCCAGGACCAGCGGGAGUCCCCUCAUUCUGCUGGUGCAGAGGCCUCACUCAGGUCUGCUGGCCGGACUCUGGGAGUUUCCAUCUGUCACCCUGGAGCCGUCAGGCCAACAUCAGCACAAAGCCCUUCUGCGGGAACUGCAGAGCUGGUCUGGACCCCUCCCCGCCACUCGUCCCCAGCACCUGGGAGAGGUGAUCCACGUCUUCUCUCACAUCAAACUGACAUACCAAGUAUAUAGUCUGUCCCUAGAAGGACAGACCCCAGCAACCCCUGCACCUCCUGGUGCUCGAUGGUUGACUUGGGAGGAAUUCCACACUGCAGCUGUCUCCACUGCCAUGAAAAAGGUAUUCCGCAUGUAUGAAGACCAUCGGCGAGGCACCUGUAAGGUAUAUGUACAUUGAGUGUAGUGCCCAUAAAGGCCAGAAGAGCGCAUUGGAUCCCCCUGGAUUUUAUGUUAUAGAUGCUUGUGAACCAUGUAACGUAUAUACUGGGUCCCCGACUCAGGUCCUCUGCAAGGGCAGUACACACUCUUAACCACUGAGCGAUGCCUCCACCCCUCGCCCCCAGACAGUUUCAUUUGGUGUAGGUUGGCUUCACCACACUGUGCAGCUGAAGAUGUCCUUGAACUUCUGAUCCUCCUUCACGAAGGGAUUAUAGGCACACACCUAUCCAGCACUGGGACGCAAACCUACGGCUUUGUGCAUGUUAGACACUCCCUCUAUCAACUGAGCCAUGUCCCCAGCCCCAGCUUUGCAUCUAACAAGAUUUUUUUGGGCACCUUUUGGGGAGGUGGAAAAUCCUACAGCAUUAUAGGCUAGAUUAGUAUAGGACAGGCAGAAGAUUCCCUGACGUGUACUUAUUACUUCCCACCUUGGAUUUUCUACAGGGUUCUAAAAGGUCCCGCGUGUCUACUCCAUCAGGCCGGAAAAAACCCAGCCGGGGGCAGCAAAUCCUGGAUAGUUUCUUUCAGCCUCAUAUUCCCACAGACACACCCAACAGUACAGCCCAGUGAUACCUCUGGAAGGC
Chionomys nivalis (European snow vole) is the source of this 2329-nucleotide messenger RNA. RefSeq names its product mutY DNA glycosylase (gene Mutyh). The record is from RefSeq and is a predicted model, not a curated record. Gene Ontology annotation, cellular component: nucleus. The transcript has 16 exons. Gene Ontology annotation, biological process: base-excision repair; mismatch repair. Bases 1 to 1704 code for a protein of 567 amino acids. Gene Ontology annotation, molecular function: oxidized purine DNA binding; adenine/guanine mispair binding; purine-specific mismatch base pair DNA N-glycosylase activity. Lineage: Eukaryota; Metazoa; Chordata; Mammalia; Rodentia; Cricetidae.